Anneissia japonica is the source of this 1041-nucleotide messenger RNA. RefSeq lists its product as uncharacterized. Bases 88 to 1041 code for a protein of 317 amino acids. NCBI's taxonomy places the organism in Eukaryota, Metazoa, Echinodermata, Crinoidea, Comatulida, Comatulidae. The record is from RefSeq and is a predicted model, not a curated record. The transcript has 4 exons.
CUGCGACACGGCAUACAAAAGGUCCACACAAAUUUUGAAUUUUUGUAGUAAUUAUAGGAUCUGUUUAAACUCCAUAAUAGUGAAGUAAUGCAGCAUCAUUGGACAAAAUGUAUCUUGGUUCUUGCUUGCAAAAUGGUAAUGGUUAGUGCGCCAUGUCCUUCUGGAUUUACUUGUUCAGGUAUGACGUCAUGUUACCUUAUAUAUCCCAGUAACAAUGGUUGGAAAUUUCAAGAUCCAAACGGAGACACUCAUUCUUCGGCAAAUGAUGUAUAUUCAUCACCAAACUGCUAUAAAUUUAUAAAACUAAACGGAGCAAUGCAAUCAUGUAUUGACACUCAGCGUGAAUGCAAAAAACUAGGCGGAAACAUCACCGUAAUAAACAGCAUUGAGGAAUACGAACAGUUGACAGAAGUCGUGGUCAAUAUAAUGAAACCCUUCCAAGAUAGAAACUUCAAUGUUCAUAACCAAAAGGAUGGUAUAAGUAAUGGAUGCGCAACAAUCACAGUUGAGGAUGAAUUAUUUAUAAAUGAUGAUAUAAACAUGGUGAACACCGAUUACUUUAAAACUCAUUUGGUAGACGCUAUUGCUUGCGAGUCAUCAGGUAUUAUUGUUGGUGAUGCUGAAAAGUCCGAUGGAUGUAGUGCUGAUAGUCACACUCUUCCUAAAGCGAAUCCAAAAAGCACAAGACAAAUUGUAAACACAUCUGAAGCUGAUGAAAACAGACCUGACCAGCUAUCCCGCCAAACGACCUCCGGAGAAAAGUUUAUCCAGGAUAUGUGGAAAAGAAUUGUUAACACAGAAAUUCAAGAUACUAGAAAUUCAGACAGCAAAGCCGACAUGAAUGACAAAGAGUACCUCAUAGAAAGUGGAGAAGAAAAUGAAACGGUUGAGGACGCUGUCACGUCUGGCGUCAGUGCUUCUAAAAAGGACAAUAUCGAAUGGAAAAUCACAUCGUUCAUUUCUUCACAAGCUCCCAUACAAUCUGUUGCAUCCCAAGGCAAUGGUAAAGAAAAUGAACUUGAAAAGAAAAAAAAUAGCUGA